Molecule: messenger RNA, 2669 nt
Organism: Serpula lacrymans var. lacrymans S7.9
Lineage: Eukaryota; Fungi; Basidiomycota; Agaricomycetes; Boletales; Serpulaceae
Exons: 2
Coding region: 170-1999 (609 amino acids)
Molecular function (GO): protein binding
Source: RefSeq, a predicted model, not a curated record
GGUGGCGUAGGCUCUUGCCGUGCUGAGCUUACCGCUGGUAAAAGCUUUUCAAGUUAUACUUGCGUCGUUGAAUAUCCUUUGAUCAGUGCAGGUCGCGGUACGUCUCCAUAAUGAUUUAUACCAAAAGAUGUCGUCUGAUUUUUGACCAGGAUGACUGCAUUGGAAAUUCAUGAUAGCUGGGUCCACUGCAGGCCUGAGAUUUUCGCCCGUCAUUCGCUUGCCAUGUCGGCUUCGUCAAGCUCAGUUCUUAUUCUCCAAUGUGCAGCCCAAUGUCAUUGUAAGGCCUCGUCAUGCCCGCCUAAGUCAUCAAAGGACCGGAGUACAGCUUCUGAGAGAAGAACAUGGCACUCUGGAGAGCGACACUUGUUCCGAAGAAAACGUGUGCCUGAAGCAUGGCAGCGAACCCAAGCUUUUGACAAGGCGAUAUCGUUCCAUAAAGCCUGUUUUAGGCCCUUCAGAAGUCGACGGGUCGCUCCCGUUCACAACAGACAAGCAUUUCAUAGACGGCAUCGUAGAGGUAACGUCUCGCCACGCCACCAACACCAUCUCAGACAGUCAAGAUCACCAGGACACCACACCGAUCUCAGGUUUUCCCAACUUCUCAGAUACUUUUAUCGAGGCUAUCUAUCCAGAGCAACCGAAGAACUCUCGAUUCGAACUGUUAGGUAUCAUGGCACGCACAGACUCCGUUGCAGAAUCGUGGCAAGCAUACCAAUCUCUUCUACCCGUAGCCACAGAAAAUUCGCACGAGCACGCAAAAUUCGUAAUUCCAUACACUCACCUCCAUCGUCUGGCGCGUCUCCUCGCAUCAACCAAACCACGAACGCGUACUCUCUUCUUGCAACUCUCGUCAGUACUUACCACACUCCGAAACACAGGCGGAGCCAUUCAUCUCUGGGAAUGGAACGCUUUGAUAGAUUGUGCAGGAAAGGGAUGGCGGACAACGAGCUUGGAAGAUUACAAAGCCGCGUUAGACAUCUUCAAUAGCAUGGUGAACGCGCACUCCACAGAUUCCUCUACUGUGGAGGACAACUCGGAUGACUGUACUCAAAAGGAUCCUCUAAACCCCGACAUUGUUAGCUAUACCACCUUGCUCUACAUUGCUGGUCGUUCUUUACAACCCGCCGCUAUUAGGCACGCCUCUUCACUUCUGAGCUCUUCAGGGCUACCUCCGAAUCGAAUCACACAUCUCUCGUUACUCGGAUACUUUUCACGGACUAAUCAGCUAUCAGGUGUCCGUUCAACUCUCCUGAAAAUGAGGGAGCAAGGUUUACCGAUUGGUCUGGACGGCAUAAACGCUUGUAUAUGGGCAUAUGCACAGAACCGUCAAAUAGACGUUGCAUCAACGAUCUAUCGUGUCCUUCGCAACAACUUCGUCCCAGAAGUUAACGCAGGAGAGCAUGACAUUGAUGAAGCCAUCAACUACCUCUAUGAUGUCGAGGGCAUCAUCGUCCCAAAGGACGUAAUACCUGACGAGAUCACAUACACGGCAAUGAUCCAAUCCCUUGCAUAUCACGGAGACUUGAUGCGUGCAUUGCAGGUCUUUGUAGAUAUGCUUUCCUCUCCGAAUCUUGAACCAAAUGCCGUGUUUAGUGAAGAAUCAGGACAGCCUCAGCUGUACAGACCUACUCUGGCUGCUUUCCGCGGUAUUUUCAUUGGCUUUGUCCGUCAUGGUCGUAAGCCUUGCCUUCGAAAAACUCCUCCGACACUGGCUUUUAGGUUGGGAUCAUUUGGGGAUUCUACUUCUUCGGAAUUAUGGGACUUGAAUAAUCUGCAUGUAAUAUUCAAGACCUUUUUGGAUUUACCUGCAGAUAGCCAACCGAGCGAAAGGGUCAUAUACUGGAUCAUGAUAGCUUUUGGUAAAGUUAGCGGAGACGAUCCAGGAAAGCUGCGAAAGAUCUGGUCACAGCUGGAGAAGAAAUUCGGGGGUGGAUGGGGAGGUCGUUUGGAAAGAUUGAGGCAGAAGAUCUAUGCCCAAGGUGGCGACAGCAAAUCAUAAAUACAAGAGAGGUCUAUUCGGCUACAUCUUAGAAGUACAUAUUUCUUGCUAAUUUCUGUAUACUUUGGAAUGAUUUAAAUGUCCAUUGACGCUUUUACAUGUCACCGCCGUUCUGUUGUUUCCUCCAUUCGACGUAGUCGGUCCAGCCUACCACGCACUUCCUGCUCUGAUACCUCCUUAAUGUGAUACUUCUACGAAUAUCCUCUGUGAUCAUACCAUUCCAUCCUGCUUUCUGUAUAGCGCUAUCGACUGCUUCGAUCUUGUCCCAGCCCUGUUCUGGCAUGACAUCGGGUAGAUAAGUGGCGUUGAGUGUGUGUUUGGACGUGAGGCGAGGGAGAUAAGGGGAAGAGGAUAGAGGAGAUGGUGUAUUGGAUGACUGAGUCGAGGUUGGGUAUAUCGAAGGAUUGGGGAAGGAUAUAUAUAUUCCAUGAACGCCCACUGUCCAGUCCAAAUAAGAAGCAGCAUCCUCAAAGUCUGUCAAUAGAGAUAUCCCGCAUUCGAGACUAUCAAGCUCUUUCAAAUCAAUCUUUCGAAAGCGGGAGUCUCUAAAUGCACUGAUCAACGCAUACUCUGCCAGCCCUUCUCUCAGUGUAAGCGCCUCAAAGCUCCCAAUGCACCCUCUCAGUCGUGGAGCCCGUCCAGGGCGGCUUGAUCUAGUGUUCCAUGUCAC